AUGGCACUUGUCUUUGCUGCUGGGAUCUGGACCGGACUCCGGGUUCAACGGAGAGCCUCACAAGACCACGAAGAAGAGUAUCAAGGCGUUCACGGAGGCCUAUUUUCGUCUUCAAGUUUCUCUCUCAUCAUGGAAUCUUUCUACGACGAGUUGCUCCAAACGAGACAGGAUAUAGAGAAAAGCAUUGCCAAACUAAGAGAGCCUCUUCAGCACCUAGAAGAUUCCAAGGCAUCUGAUGACAUUCGAAAAUAUCUCCAAGACUUUUCCGCAGCAUUCUGCGAGCUUUCUUCAUUGUUUGAAAAGGUGGCUAGUUUUACAUCAUUAGCUGUGCGAAUAGCGGAAGAUUGCGAAUUGAAAGAGUGGACUUGGCAUACAACCGCCUUCUGGGAAGACUACGGACAUAUACAGCAGAUCAAGCUUACGUAUUCGUUAUGUAAUGCAUCGGAAGGUGAUCAGCUUCGUCGAGGCCUGGAGCACCUUCAGAUACAGAUGCGUGGUUUACAUGCUGUUUGUGAAGAAAACAAGGAGCAACUGGAAGAAGACCUAAAGUGA
Molecule: messenger RNA, 552 nt
Organism: Blastomyces gilchristii SLH14081
Lineage: Eukaryota; Fungi; Ascomycota; Eurotiomycetes; Onygenales; Ajellomycetaceae
Exons: 3
Coding region: 1-552 (183 amino acids)
Source: RefSeq, a predicted model, not a curated record